CCGACCUUGUUGAUACUACAGCGGGAGAGAUCGCCAGAACCGCAGGUAUAGUAGCGUCAGCCACGACGUGGAUGGCAUAGAUAAUCUGCGAUGUCCUCCCAACUCCUACAGUCAGAGCUCUUGAAUCUGAUUCAAGAGUCGAAGAGGAAAAAUACUGAUCUUCGAAAUUCGCUCAGCGACCUCAGAGCAUUACCGUCUACCUCUGAAGCACAAAUAACAGCAGAUCUUGUUCGCAAACCAAAAUUUGCCGAUCCGUUUAUUCUUGCUUGUCACAGCCGGCAUGCGAAGCUCGCUGGCAUUGGCGUUGUUUGUCUGCAACGGAUUGUGGCAUCUGGAGCAUUGCCACCUGACCGUUUGAAGGACGCUCUCGGCGGACUGCGAGAGACAGUGCAUCUGGGCCUAGAUGUUCAACUCAAAAUCCUGCAGUCUUUACCUUCUCUCUUGCAAAAUUAUUCCAAUACGCUUACGGGGGAAUUGCUUGGAACCACUAUAGAAAUAUGCGCAACAUUGCAAGGAAGCAAGACGAUAGCUGUGUCCAGCACUGCAACUGCAACGUUGCAGCAACUGAUGGUUUCUAUAUUUGAGAGAGUCUCAACCGAAGAUAAAACGAAAAGCCCAUCUGACUCUACAACGAUGCUCUCAAUUGACGGCCAACCUGUCAAAGUAGGAAACUUCGCGUACGAUGCGCUACUUGUCUUGGAUGAUCUCUGCCGCCUGGUAGAAGGCGAACAACUGCAAUUCCUGCGACUCAAGUCGUUGGCGCCGAGCUUUGUUCUGGAGCUGAUUGAGAACAUCUUGAUAAACAGUGACCAGCUCUUUUCUCAUCAUCCAGAACUUACGCAGGUACUCAGGAUUCGACUUAUGCCUUUGACUGUGAGGUAUUUUUCUGAGCGUCACGGCUUUUCUCAGACUGUGCGGAUCGCUCGAGUCCUUCUAGUUCUUUUGAAGCGCCACAUGUCGUUGCUGGUUGAAGAAUGUGAGAUGGCCCUCGGGCUACUAACCCACUCACUUGAACCGGAUGGCAAUGCACCUUGGAGGCGGGUACUUUGUAUGGAGAUCUUCCGCGGAUUAUAUGCUGAACCAGGACUCGUACGGCUGAUUUACUCAUUGUACGAUGCGGAUGAAGGACGGAAAAAUAUUCUCAAGGAUCACAUGGCUUCCUUCGUUCGUCUGGCUUCUGAGAAACCUGCAUUGAUUGGUCUCAGUAAUCAGUCUACUAUGCCCUCAAGUGCUCGGCACUUGAGGUCUGCGACCGAGGAGCAGAUCACACUCGAAGCUGGCGGUGUCGCUGGAGUCAUCGGUACCACAGUGUCCUCUGACACUAAUGUAUCAGGCAUCAGUAGUCAGUGGAGUACUGUCCGUACUCCUUACAUCGAUUUACUUGAUAAGUCCGAUGCGCCCUCGCCUCCAGAUACUUAUGUUUACAGCAUCAUUAUUACCUGCAUCAGCACCUUCUCCGAAGGGCUGGCUAAGUUCAUUCUUCCACUGACGGUCCCCGAUCUGAAACAGAAGCGUAAGGCGCGCAUCGCGACUUCUGAUCAAGAACCCGACAGUCCUAUUGGGCCCGGGGAACUUCGGAGGACCGAUUCUUUAAGUAGAUCGGAAACUUCAGCUUCGAGGAAAUUUUCUAUCCCAAUCAAUCCUCUCGAGCUGGAAGGCCAUGCGCAACUUCCGGCGAUCAAAAUUUGUGCUGGGAUCAUUGAAACAUGUUGGCCUGCUAUCCUUGCGACGUGUUCGACCUUCUUGUAUGCAUCUUUGGAUGACGAUUUCUACCACAAUCUUGUUCGGUCUUUUCAAAAGUUAGCCCAUGUCGCAGGCCUCCUCAGGCUCUCUGUUCCUAGAGACGCCUUCUUAACAACCCUUGGUAAAGCUGCUAUCCCAACAGACACAACCAAUGUCAAAGUCACAAGCUCCCCAUCAUCAACGUCUCUUUCCGAGGCUCAACCAAAUGAAUCCGCUGAAAAGCGGAAAGGCAGCAGAAUAUCAGCCAAGUUGGUCACGAUCGACACUUCUUCCUUGUCCCCGGAAAGUUCAUCUGGGUCAUUGAACACGAGGAAUCUUCUAUGCCUGCGUGCUCUAUUGAACCUUGGUAUUGCUUUGGGCCCCACUCUAGAUCAGUCGGCCUGGUCUAUUAUUCUCGCGGCUCUUCGAGAUACAGAUUUGGUCAUUGGGGCCUCGUCUUUGAUCGCGUCCAAGGCUAGCACUGGGACAACUAAUGUUGGUGAUGCUGGAACUACUUCAGUCGUUGACGUUCUCAAAGUGAACCUCGGUACCGAGAUCAUUGCUGUGCAGUCAGCUUCCUUAAAGCUGUUCCAGAGUACCAGUGAAUAUGCUAGUGAACCGUUCCAGAAUAUCUUGGUGGCCCUCUUAAACCUUGCUGACAGCACCCAAGAUACUGCCGAAGAUGACACAACGGAUGAUAUAUCUGGGAUACCGGGAUCACCGCAAUCUGCAAAACGGCUAGGCAAACUUCAUCAGAAUUAUCACCGUGUGUCUCUCACAAUGGGCAGAACAAGGAUGCUUGAUGAAGAAUUGAAAUUUGUUUUGGACAGAACAAGUGAGAUAGCCAGAGCAAAUCUGGAACGACUCUCAUCAACAGAUGAAGGUGAUCGGAAAGCGUGGGAUAUUUUGGCUCAGAGGCUUAUAUCCACUACAAAGAACAAAAAUGUGUCGCUCAAUCUCUGCCUCAAAGCCAACGGGGUGCUCACUGACCUUGUAUUUCGAACCAUGGGAUCACCAAAGAGUAAUACUAUAUCUGUGGGCAAUGGAGUGCAGAGGAGGAACCUGGAAACAUUGAAAGCACAGAUUGAAUCAAUAUACGAUUCGGAGCUUGAUCUAUCCGGGCCCCAAUCAAUCGCUCUUGGGGAAAUCCACGAACAAUGCCUGGAAGUUCUAAAGAAUAUUCUAGAGCAAUAUGCGGAGUCUUUCGACGAAGAAUGGCAUCUUGUUUUUCACCUUAUCUCAACAGUUUUCGGCAAACCGGCCAAUACGGAAAGUAAUCAACAGCGCAAAAUGUCAGCAACACAGUUCUCAGUCUCACCGCGUCUUAUGCGUGCUGCGUACCAGUCUCUGCAGUUGGUUGCUUCCGAUUUUCUUGCUUUACUUCCGCCGUCCUGUCUGUUGAGUCUAGUCGACUCAUUCUCGAGUUUCGCCUCACAGCAGCAAGACUUUAAUAUUUCUCUCACUACAACCUCUUUUUUCUGGAAUGUGUCAGACUUCUUACAGGGGCAAAUAGAACGUUUCUCCAUAGAAGAUAACGUUGAUACUUUGGUCAGCGAGAAAACGCUCGCCGAUCUUUCUCGUGACAGCGAUGCCUCCGUUUCCAGGAAUUCUUUAUGGCUGUUGAUGCUGCUCAGGAUCGUUGACAUUACCACUGAUGAGAGACCAGAAAUCAGAAAUAGUGCUGUCCGUACUCUUUUGAGGAUUUUCGAUGCAUAUGGCCAGCAAUUGUCUCCCAAAGCCUGGCGCUUAUGUUUGAACAGAGUUCUCUUUCGCAUGGUCGGGGAAAUAGAGGCCAAGCUCCUGGAAGGUACUUCAGACCAAGAAGCCGACGAGUCUGGCAGCUUCAAGGCAUGGAUUGACACGACUGUCGUCACUAUUAAAGGGUUAUCUGAUCUGAUAACCAACUUCUUCGAGCCCAUUGUCCAGGACGAGGAAUUUGACGAGUCAUGGGAGCGGCUUUUGCGCUACCUUCGAGAUCUGAACAAAUUGGGUAGCUUGAAACUUUGCGAGGCAGCAUUCUCUAGCUUAUCGGAUAUUCUUCUUCAAGUGCAAGGAACCUUCAGCAAACGAGCUUUGAGCCUGACCUGGUCGCUGUGGUUGGCCGGUCAUCCUUCGCGCACUGAAGACUUAUUGAAUAUUGAUAUCUCGAACCAGGAUGCAGCUCUAGCAUAUCUGACAGCUUUCGGACAAAUAUAUCGUCUAUAUAAAGAUGAGAUCACUAAACAUGAUGUCAGCCAGAUCCUUGAGCAUCUGCAGCUCCUGGUUUGGAAUUCUGUCUCUCCGCGAUACUCCCCAGACACGGAUCGCUCGUCGAAACUACAGGCAUUGGUCAUCAGCUGUAUCAAGACUCUCUGUCAAGACAAAGAUAGUUCACAGUCAGAGAUAAUCCUCUGUCUUGCAGAAUUCGUGGACUCUGCACUAUCUAGAUGGUCCCCUAAUACAGAUAGCAGAAGACCCACUUUUGUCGCAUUCUCUAAGGAUGCGAUUGAUCUCCUCAAUUGGUACAUCCAAGACUUUGGGAUUAAAAAAGAUAUCUUCACCAACGGCUCUGUAACGACUGCUCUAGAGCAUCUCGCCAGCCCGGUUAAAGAAAAAUACGAGUGGCAAGGCAAGGACCGCGAACCUCAGAUUUGGAAGACAUCUACUACCGCGUCGUUGAAUAUCCUGAAAGUUGUGGUCCCAUAUGUGGAAACGCAUUACUCUGAAUCGAAUCAGUCCGAGAUAACACGCUUCUGGAAAUGUGUGGUGGAUAUAGCUCGAGGAAUCGUAUCUGCCAAAGGAUAUGAAGCUCGAAAUCUACCUUUCUCUAAAAUUCUUGCGGAUGAAUCCUUUGAUAUUGAUGCAUUCACGAAAUUAAAGACAGUCAUCAUCCCAUCUCUAGGAGCUUCCAUGAUCCCAGAUGGUAUCCGCCGGGAUUUUGCUUGCGCCCUCCUAUAUCAGUCCUUUCUUUACGCUCCAUUACGAGGCGAUCUUCCCACCGGGCAAAUCGAGCAGAAUCCCCUGCAUGGUCUGUACGAUGUGAGAUCAGGACGAACUUUCGACCCAGCACCGACCCAACGCUCAAGAAUGGCAUAUCUUCUCAUAGACACAUUCUGCGAACUUGCGUCUAUUUCUCAUGAGUCCCACCCCAAGUCACCGAAGCGAACGGCAGAAAGCAAAGAGAGCUCUUCUUGUGCUUAUACGUCCAUAGCACGGUCAAUUUCACCAUACCUGAUCCUCCGGUGCGCCGUGUCUUUGAGAUCCUACAUCGCCGACCAGCCGCUCCGCGGCCUAAUGCCUCAACCGACACCUUCUCGCAAGGCGCUUCUACAUCUACUUCAGAGGAUGGUGGAGCUACGGACCGAUCCUGCUGCUGUUCCGGAGCUGCCAAGCUCCGUAUCCACGUUCAAAUUCGCCGGAAACGAAGACGACCAAAUUAAGCAUAUCGAGUGGAUGUAUCCCCUUGUCGUGAAAGCAGUGCAAGUGGCCGGGAGAGAGAAGGACGACGGUCAGGUUCUCCAGGCGCUAGGGAAACUACUCCUUGAAAUGGGUAGAUCUCAUGUCUGAGAUUCGCGAGGUGAACAUUGACGAGCUGGUUCUUGUCAAUCGAUAGCUUGCUUUUAAAUCAUGAAUAUAUAUAUACAUCAGGCGUUACUAUUGGAUGUGAUUUGCAUGCCAUACAUACCUAUCAUGAACGAGUAAUUUCUAUGUACCUAGAACUUGCAAACGUAUUCUCUACUCCGAGAAUUGAUAUCAGAUGACUACAAGCAGUGAUGCGCCGCU
This is a messenger RNA of Penicilliopsis zonata CBS 506.65, 5484 nucleotides long. RefSeq lists its product as hypothetical. The coding region runs from base 91 to 5268 and encodes 1725 amino acids. The transcript is spliced from 6 exons. Lineage: Eukaryota; Fungi; Ascomycota; Eurotiomycetes; Eurotiales; Aspergillaceae. The record is from RefSeq and is a predicted model, not a curated record.